AUGCCCGAGAGACGUCAAUCUCAUCCAAAAGCACCGACCGGUCUCAAUGAUGAGACGGCCGUGGAAACGCACGAUCUCAUUCAUAACGCCGAGGUAGAGGAACAAAAGAUGCACGGCAAAGACGCUCUGACUCAAGAGGACGUCGGUGUCGAAGACAGCGGCAACCAGAAGGGCGAGUCGGCAAUGGACAAGGUUAAAGGGGCGUUGAACUUGGGAAAAUAA
Messenger RNA from Fusarium coffeatum, 222 nucleotides. RefSeq lists its product as uncharacterized. The transcript has 2 exons. NCBI's taxonomy places the organism in Eukaryota, Fungi, Ascomycota, Sordariomycetes, Hypocreales, Nectriaceae. The coding region runs from base 1 to 222 and encodes 73 amino acids. The record is from RefSeq and is a predicted model, not a curated record.